GACGUACAUAUAUUUCAGCCAAUCACAACGCCAUGGGCGGGACUAGAGAUGAAACAGCGGAAGAUUCAAAACGAAGAUGGCGGCUGAAAAUGAUGCCCAGAACAAUCACAAACUGAGCAGAAGUGGGACAAAAUGCAGUGUGUUUACCAGCCAGGAAAAGCCAAACACAAGCCAAACUGUAAUUUUUAACCCAGACUUCUUUGUUGAGAGGCUGAGACAUGAGCACCCACAGGCCUUCGCGGAUUUGGUACUGAGCAAUAUCACUCGACUGAUAGACCUUCCAGGGGACGAGUUUGCACAGCUCACCGGAGAGUCUGAGGCUAAGGUGCCCUCUGCCACUGGCUUUCUACGCUCCUUCAACUUCCUGAAACGGAAAGACAAAGGAGUGGUUUUUGGUGCACCGUUAACUGAAGAAGGAAUAGCACAGAUCUAUCAGCUCAUUGAAUACUUGAGUAAAAACCUUCAUGUGGAGGGGCUGUUCCGUGUGCCAGGCCACAGCCUGAGACAGGCAGCCCUGAGGGAGAUGCUGAAUUCUGGGGCAGAGCUAGAUCUAGAGACAGGCGACUUCCACCCCAAUGAUGCAGCCACAUUGCUCAAAGCCUACCUGGGAGAGCUGCCAGAGCCUCUACUGACACAUAGACACUAUCAUGCUCACCUGAAGAUUGGAGUGCUGACUUGCUUUGACGAUAACGGGGACAAGACGAAUGUGCCUGACAAGGAACGCCAGAUUGAGGCAUUUCAGCUGCUUUUCAUGCUGCUCCCACCAGCCAACCGCAGCAUGUUGAAGCUGCUGCUGGACCUGCUGUACCACACUGCUCGAAAGCAGCACAUAAACAAGAUGUCUGCUAUCAAUCUAGCCACAAUGUUUGCUCCACACAUCAUCUGGCCCAAAAAUGUGAUGGCAAGUGAUCUGCAGGGAAACAUCGAACAACUGAAUAAGGGCAUAGCAUUCCUCAUCAGGCACUCACAAAAGCUGUUCAAGGCACCUACAUACAUCAAAGAAUAUACCCGCAUAUACUUCACAGGAUCAAAAACUCUUCAAUCAAAGGAUGACUUGACGCUCUGUUCUGGGACUAAAGAUGGGCCCAUGUCUGCAGUAACAGCUGCCUCCCCCUCUCCUUCCAUAAGAACAAUCAGAGGUGAGGGCAGCAGCACCUCCACUACCAUGUCAUCUGAGAGUUACACUGAAUCUGCCCUCAGAGAGCUGUACCAGCAGGUCAACAACAUGCCCGAGUCUGCCAAAAAGAAGAAGCUCAUCAGACAGUUCGAUAAGCAGCCUCUGCUGACACCUUCGGCUGACUCUCGGACACCAUUCAGCAGGAAACAUUGGCGUUCACGCUCUUUAGGUGGUAUUAUCAAGAGGAAGGUGUUGGGAAGCCAAGUAUUAACAGAGAAAGAGAACCGCAGACUGCAGAGUCCUCUACCCAGCAGCCAAUUGAUGGCCGGGGAAGUGAAAACGCCAGCUGUGGAGGAGAUUAAUCAUCUUUAAAAGAAUGUGCUCUUCACAACUAAGGAAAACAUCAGGCUGACUGUUAUGUUAGGGGUAUUAAAGGAUCUUCUUGAGGCGUCGACACAAACUAAACAGUGUAAGGCACUGCACAGUUUUGUUUUGACACCAUGUUUGGAUCUGUACUCGGCUGUUUUUUUUUCUUUCUCAAGAAGUAAGGUUUAUAUGUUAAAGGUUAGUAAGAUGGCAUGAAACCACCACAAUCUCUUUGCAGUGUAGGAAGUUUUACUUCAGCUAAGUGACAUAAAAGGGGUUAGGGGACAACAGUGAGGACUUUAUGUGCUUAAUUUUAAGUCAUUGCAAUUCACAAGGUGUUCCAUCUUAAUGUCCUUAUUUGUUUUUCUUUCACAAUGUUCAGCAGGAUGCGAGUGACACCAAUGAAUUUGAGGGUAUUUUAGCUUUAUCAUCGACAUGUUCACACAAACAAGUUUAUUUAAUUUGCGAACCUAUUUGUAUUUAUUUUUUAUUAGUCAUCUAGAUGUUUCAAGUCCUGGAAUCCAGUGUAUCAGAUGCAUGGAUCAAAUGUGAUGUGCAGGCUUUUCUAUUAAAAUGUUACACGUCUGUAAGUUUAGUUAGACUCACACUGUCAAUGCAGUCAUGUCAAAGUGACGAAUUCUGAGAUGUGCCUUAAAGUGAAUAUAUCUUAAAUUACUGUAUAAUGCAAUUUUUAUUUAACGUUUUCUCUUUAAAUUCCUGUUAGCUUUAAGAGUGUGCUCAAAAUAUCUAUUUAGAAUGAAUUCAGGUGUCAGUAAAAUAGGACUGAAGACUAAUGAGAAUGGAGGAUGGGAAGGCCAAAGGACCAGCUUGUGUAGAUUAUAUAAAUAGUUGUCUUUGUUUUCACUAGCUCAAAUCUUGGGUGUCAAUGCUGUGAUACUUUGAAAUACUGCUACUUUAAAAAUACAUCUUGUUUUUGCAUCCUAAAUUUUAGUUUUUUUUUCUCAGAUCAGUUUUGUGACCAGGAUCACAUUGUAUACAGUUUUAUAGCUUCAUAUGCAUUUGUAUCUUUACAGAUAUUCAACUAUUUAAGGUUUUAGGUUUUUUUACGGUUUUAAGGUUUGUCCUACUAUUUUAAAAGUUUUAUUGUCUAUUUUUAUCUCUUUUUUUUUUUAUUGCCAAGGGUUAGUUAAACGCAAGUGAAGAUUCGGUCUACUGUGGUUGUUAACCCAGGUGCUUUCUGGGAGAGUUUGAGCCACUGCUACUUCUAUAACCUGCUUGUUGUCUUACUCUUUUAGUAGCAGUUUAUCGUUCAAAGGUCACUCUGCCAAGCUGUUACAAUUCAACUAUAAUGUGAUUAUUGCAAACAUGGUCAACUUAAUUGACCAUGUCAACUGAAGAUGCUACUGUGAAGCUAUGCAACUCACUGUAAUUAAAAGACAUCAAGCUAA
Molecule: messenger RNA, 2892 nt
Organism: Sander lucioperca (pikeperch)
Lineage: Eukaryota; Metazoa; Chordata; Actinopteri; Perciformes; Percidae
Product: rho GTPase-activating protein 19-like
Exons: 11
Coding region: 77-1489 (470 amino acids)
Biological process (GO): regulation of small GTPase mediated signal transduction; signal transduction
Cellular component (GO): cytoplasm
Molecular function (GO): GTPase activator activity
Source: RefSeq, a predicted model, not a curated record